AUGGUUUUCAAGAAGCUGGUGUGCUUUAUCUAUAAUCAUCUUAUUGGUAAUGGUGAUCAUCUAAGAGCGCAACCAACGUUCUGGGAAGCUCCCUCACUUCUUCACAAGGUGAGCUUGGAUGAGGUUGAGGUUGAGGUCGAGGUCGAGGUCGAGGUUGAGGGUGAGGUGUGUUGCGUGUGUCUGUCAAGAUUAAAGAAGGGACAGGAGGAAAUGCGUACUCUUCCUUGCCUGCAUGAGUUUCACAAGAUUUGUGUUGAUAGGUGGUUCAAUCAUGUGUGCCGGAAAACCUGCCCAGUAUGUCGGUUUUCCAUGGGAGGAGAGGACAAGUUUCAUACACAGCAAGUGCUCACUGAUGAGAUGGUCAUAUGGUUUUCUUCUUUUCAUGUAGCUGGUUUCUAA
Messenger RNA from Quercus lobata, 399 nucleotides. Its product is annotated as E3 ubiquitin-protein ligase RHA2A-like. Lineage: Eukaryota; Viridiplantae; Streptophyta; Magnoliopsida; Fagales; Fagaceae. Gene Ontology annotation, molecular function: ubiquitin protein ligase activity. Gene Ontology annotation, cellular component: plant-type vacuole. The coding region runs from base 1 to 399 and encodes 132 amino acids. The record is from RefSeq and is a predicted model, not a curated record. Gene Ontology annotation, biological process: ubiquitin-dependent protein catabolic process; protein ubiquitination. The transcript has a single exon.